Nymphaea colorata (pocket water lily) is the source of this 2235-nucleotide messenger RNA. RefSeq names its product 3-oxoacyl-[acyl-carrier-protein] synthase, mitochondrial. Lineage: Eukaryota; Viridiplantae; Streptophyta; Magnoliopsida; Nymphaeales; Nymphaeaceae. The record is from RefSeq and is a predicted model, not a curated record. Gene Ontology annotation, biological process: fatty acid biosynthetic process. The transcript has 14 exons. Gene Ontology annotation, molecular function: 3-oxoacyl-[acyl-carrier-protein] synthase activity. The coding region runs from base 93 to 1505 and encodes 470 amino acids.
UCUGUUUCUGCAAAUAAAAAAGGCGCGCAAUCCGACACGCAGUGUUCUGCAGCAGGUCAUCUGAGGGGGUCGAGUGAAGUCUGCCACCUGCAAUGAUAAUCGCCCGCCGGAAAGUCAUCCGCCUUCUUCUCGGCCUUCGGCAGUUCUCCUCGUCGCCGGCCUUCCAGUGCUUCAAUGCUCCUCCGCCCAUUCCUCAGAGGCGGGUCGUCGUUACUGGGCUAGGCAUGGUAACUCCGCUUGGCUGUGGGGUUGAGACCUCAUGGAAACGAUUGAUCAAUGGAGAAUGCGGGAUCCGGGUGCUGUCACCGGAGGAUCUCAAGAUGAACGAUUUCGAUCAGGACACCCUUUCUCAGACGUUCCAACAGUUGACAUCCAAGGUUGCUGCCGUUGUUCCUACGGGUUCUGCAGACGGUGAAUUCAAUGAAAAAUUGUGGAUCCAUUCCAGGGACCAGAGAUCCAUUGCAAGGUUUAUAGCCUAUGCACUUUGUUGUGCUGAUGAGGCACUGAAAGAUGCAAAUUGGUUACCAGAGGAGCGGAAAGAAAAACAAAGGACGGGCGUUUCAAUAGGUGGGGGUAUUGGAAGCAUCAGUGAUAUUCUCGAUGCAGCAAAGUUGAUAUGUGAAAAGCGUCUUCGUCGGCUUAGUCCAUUUUUCAUUCCUCGCAUAUUGAUUAACAUGGCAGCGGGACAUGUGAGCAUGAAAUAUGGACUGCAGGGUCCAAAUCAUGCUUCGGUUACAGCUUGUGCUACUGGUGCACACUCAAUUGGGGAUGCUGCGAGGAUGAUUCAUUUUGGUGAUGCCGAUGUUAUGAUUGCUGGAGGAACUGAGUCCACUAUAGAUGCUCUGUCAAUAGCUGGAUUUUGCAGAUCGAGAGCAUUGGCAACAAAGUAUAACAUGCUUCCACAAGAGGCGUCACGACCUUUUGAUAGUGGUCGAGAUGGGUUUGUGAUUGGUGAAGGUUGUGGUCUCAUGGUUCUAGAGGAACUGACACAUGCAACAGAACGGGGGGCAAAAAUUUAUGCGGAACUUCGAGGCUAUGGAAUGUCAGGUGAUGCACAUCAUAUAACACAGCCACCUGACAAUGGGGAAGGUGCUAUAUUGUCCAUGCAGCGUGCACUAGAGCAGUCAGGAAUCCAUGCAGAUCAAGUGGAUUAUGUGAAUGCCCAUGCCACGUCGACUCCAUUGGGGGACCUGAUAGAAGCCAAGGCAAUCAAAGCUGUGUUUUCAGACCAUGCGUCAUCGGGUGCUUUAGCUUUCUCUUCAACAAAGGGAGCUACUGGCCAUCUGCUUGGAGCCGCUGGAGCUGUGGAAGCCAUUUUUACAGUACUUGCAAUGCAUCAUGGGGUUGCUCCACUGAAUCUCAAUCUUGUUGAUGCUGAUGCAAUUUUUUAUGAUGGUUUCAUGCCCCUUGGUAGCUCCAAGAAGAUGCCGAUAAGAUCUGCUCUCUCAAAUUCAUUUGGCUUUGGUGGAACUAACACGAGUUUGCUCUUCACAUGUCCGGACUAGGUUAAGAAAACCUGAGGUCUGAUUGUUGUGGUAGAAUCGCCAUUCUAAUCCGACAGAUAUAAGUAGUAUUUCGAGAGCUUUCCAGCUGUUAUUUCUUUAAUUAACAAAGGCCUCUGUUCUAAACGCUUGAAGGUACUCCAGUUUAUUACUUUUUCCUGGAGCUGAACUGUUGGCCUCGAGAGCCCUGGAGAGUCAUUGCUCUGAUUUCUCCCUGCGGCGGAUUAAGUUGCAUCUUUCCGACGGACACUUGCUGAUGCUUUUGUGAAGUUGAGGGAUUUUGGUUUCAGAUUUCUCAAGAUUGUUGUCCACAUUACUGGUGCCUAGCACGCAUAAUGCAAAGUCUAAAAUUAAUGGCCGAGCACUGUGAAAUAUGUAGUUCUCGGGGAGACAAGACUGCGCCUUGAAGUGUUUGAAGUCGAUUGUUCAGAGGGUUUUGGUCGAAGACUUACUGAAACUGGGUGGUCCAUGGCAGUGGGCCUCGUGAAUGCAAAAUUUUUGAAAUUCAACAGCUAGACAGCCAUAUAUGUUUUUGUGUGGAUGUGAGCGGCUCUUGCCCUAUUGAAGCAUGGUUGUAGAAAAACAGAAAAACACAACGAAGCAAUUAAUGAAAGCACAAAUUUUCUUGCCUUGUAGAGAAGGAGAGCUACCAAAAAAAAAAACAAAAACCAAAGCUAAGGAUCAGAUUGAGCAGCAGGGGCGGUCUUGUGUUGACAACAUUCUUCCCAGACUA